Phytomonas sp. EM1 is the source of this 1121-nucleotide messenger RNA. NCBI's taxonomy places the organism in Eukaryota, Euglenozoa, Kinetoplastea, Trypanosomatida, Trypanosomatidae. The record is from the annotation of a GenBank genome assembly.
UUUUUUUUUAGGUGAACAACUAACCGAGGUAAGAAGUUAAUUCAUGCUUCGGAUACUUUUGCCCCAUUCCUCAAGGAGAAGCGCACCGGUGCUUCUGGUAAGGCGCUUUAGGAGUGGAAAUGGUGAUGCCGACGAGAAAAGAGAAGCUGAUUCAGCAGCAACUGAGUCGCUUAAUUAUAAAAAGUCGAUAAAAGCUGAGAACUCCGUCUCUGCGCAAGACGUUUUGCGCGCUGUUAAAGGGGGGGACUUCGCGAAGAUGCAGCUACAAGCGACAAAGUUGGUCCAGGAAAGUUGGAAUGACAAGUACAGUGUCUCACUGGCAUGCAUCAUUGUCCUUGCCACUAUGUGGUAUUGGAUUGCUUGGACUCGCCGCUCCAUCCGGCGAAAGUGUGCCGCUAUUGAGGCGGCCGUUCAGCAAGACUCCGAGACAACGCUGGAACUUGUGAGGAACCUGACAACGAAGUGGGAACGUGAUCUAAAAAGGACAAACGAACGGAUGGAAGAUAUUAUCGAUAAAAACAGUGAUUUGACGGAGACUAUUGAUCAUAUGACCACUGCAUUGCGUUCCUGCAUUAGUCGGCCACUUCCUAGUUUGGCAGGUAACUCUAUUAAGGGUAAGGAGACAACUUCCACAGAAGUAUGAGCCCGAAAAGGCCCAAUUGAGAGAGGGGGGGGGGGGGGGAGGGAGGUGUAGGAUAUUUCUAGAGGGCCAAAGUGGUACUAGAUGCACCAAGAACUAGUGUUUCGUUUGGAGCGUACUUUUUAUUCGAUUCCUUGAAACCAAUGAAGAGACGUAUUUCACAGUGUCAUGAGCUUCUCGACAUCUCGCUCUUCUUUAAUAUCAUUUGAUUCGCAAUGAUAGACUUAGUAUAUUACCGCAUCUCCUUAUCAAUUUUAUCUCUGGUGUUUGCCAAUGAGCAUUUAAUGGUUGCAAAUAACGAUUGAUUAAAGUAGGCUGAACGCAGUUUUUAUUAUUAUUAUUUUUGGAGAGGAGAACGCUAACAAAUGUGAAUACAGGCGCAUGCUUUCGAAUGAAGGUUGCUUUCAAAAAUAUUUUUAAGAUCCUUUAAUCAGCUAUAUCCUUGUGUUAAUGCGCCACGUGUGUCCCGCAGGGUAUCGCU